CGAAGAGAAGUCAGUACGUGAAAAAGAAAAGACUGCAAAGCCAGCGUCAUCGCCUCGGUUGCUCACUCUCGGCCCGGCAGCUCCCCGCUCCGGUGGCGUGCCUCGUUGAAUCGGCCGGAAUGGCGGGAGGCGGGAGCGGCGGCGAGGCGUACACGACGGACGAGGCUCUGUCGCGGCUCGGCUUCGGCAGGUUCCAGGUCCUCCUGCUCGGGUUCUUGGGCACCGGCUGGGUCGCGGACGCCAUGGAGGUCAUGCUGCUGUCCUUCGUGGGGCCAUCGGUCAAGGAGGAGUGGGGAGUCUCCGGCGGGGAGGAGGGACUCAUCACCAGCGUCGUCUUCGCAGGAAUGCUCCUCGGGGCGUGCGUCGGAGGCCUCGGUUCAGACAGAUACGGUAGGAGGGCUGGUUUUCUGUUCACUGCACUUGUCAGUGGUAUACCUGGUUUUCUCUGCGCCUUCUCACCGAACUAUGCAACCUUGCUGGCUCUGCGCUUUCUCGUUGGCCUUGGGCUGGGUGCUAGCCAUGUGCUUCCCACUUGGUUUCUGGAAUUUGUUCCAGCUGAGAAUAGGGGUUUCUGGAUUGCUGUUUUUACUUGUUUUUGGACAUUUGGAACAAUAUUGGAGGCUCUACUUGCUUGGGCUAUCAUGCCAAUACUUGGAUGGAGGUGGUUGCUUGCAUUGUCCUCCUCACCUUGCUUCAUCCUGCUGAUUUUCUCUACUUUAGUACCUGAAUCACCAAGGUACCUUUGCUCGAGAGGUAAAAUAAGUGAAGCUAUGCUUGUGUUGGAGAGAAUAGCAAGAAUGAAUAACAGGGCUCUCCCUCCUGGCAUUCUAACUUCUGACCCAAAAGGGAGAGUCGACAACAACCUUGAUGCUUCUGUUACAACAGUUCUGAUUAUGCCAGAAGAUAGUCCCAGAAUCGAUGAUACAAGCUCCAAAUCCAACGGCAUCAAUGCAUUUCUUGCUCUUUGGUCGCGUGACCUGAUCAGAUCAACUCUUCUUCUUUGGCUAGUCACUUUUGCAAGUUUUAUUGCCUAUUUCGGAAUAAUAUUGCUAACCUCUGAACUAAGCAAUGGCAAGAGGACCUGUGGAUCAGUAGGACCACAUUUGAUGCGAACAAAGGAUUCCAGCCUUUACAUAAAUGUGUUGGUGACCAGUUUUGCAGAGUUUCCCGGUCUUCUUUUGGCGGCUUUAUUGGUUGACAGGAUUGGUCGGAGAGUGUCAUUGGGAGGCAUGAUUUUGUUGUGCUGUGCUUUUCUUGCACCGCUUAUGCAGUGGGGAGGAGGCUUAGCAAUCACCCUUCUCUUCUGUGCCCGGACUUGUAUCAUGGGGUGCUUCGCCAUUCUACAUGUUUAUUCCCCUGAGAUCUACCCUACAUGGUGUCGCAACACUGGAGUUGGAGUUGCCCAUUCUAUUGGCCGGAUUGGAAGCAUAGUUGGUCCUCUCGUGACAACUACAUUGCUAGAGAACUGCGGUCAGAAAGAAGCGGUGAUUGUGAUCGACGUGGCGCUCUUUCUUGCAGGAGUGGCGUGUGCCCUAUUCCCUCUUGAGACCAAGGGCCAUGAAAUGUAAUGAGUUGGACUCAAUUGUGAUAUAUAUGCCAUCUUUUUGGUAUCAUUACAUUUUCCAUAUCUUUUUGUAGCCCUUGCUUUUUGUAUGGCUGAUGAUUCCUGUAUAGAUACAUGUGAAUGAAAUAAGUAUAUCACAAGUUCUUUUUCUUUUUGCUUGAUUUA
Molecule: messenger RNA, 1729 nt
Organism: Phragmites australis (common reed)
Lineage: Eukaryota; Viridiplantae; Streptophyta; Magnoliopsida; Poales; Poaceae
Product: organic cation/carnitine transporter 7-like
Exons: 5
Coding region: 120-1568 (482 amino acids)
Biological process (GO): transmembrane transport
Cellular component (GO): membrane
Molecular function (GO): transmembrane transporter activity
Source: RefSeq, a predicted model, not a curated record